Molecule: messenger RNA, 621 nt
Organism: Effrenium voratum
Lineage: Eukaryota; Dinophyceae; Suessiales; Symbiodiniaceae
Source: the annotation of a GenBank genome assembly
AUGGGACCAGGUCAGGCUUUGAUGUGGGGCAUCUCUGCCAAGCCCGUCAACACCGUCCAGUACGGUCCUGACUGCCCGGAAGACUCCCGGCACCGAGUGCUUGUCACGCAGACAACUCCUCCCGUGCUGCUUUUGGAGUUGAAUGCGCAGGCCACCUUCAACAUGAUGGAUCCAGAUACCUCCCAGGAUAUCCUUUUCGGCAUGGAUGCUGUUGUCCAGCUCCUGAAGAGCCCGAAGAUGAUGACUGGGCAGCCCUUGGCAUAUGUGAUCCAGGGCUCAGGUCCUCAUUUCUGCCCAGGUGGAAAUCCUAACCCCAAGCUCUACCCGGGCCACAUUGCCCUCACUGUCAAUCAGUAUGCUGGAUACCUACCCUUCAUUCGGUGCCGAGAGAUGGGCCUGCCUGGUAUUUGCGCAUUGCACGGCUCGCUGGUGGGCGGAGGAGUCGCCUACUCCUUGAACAAUCCAGUUCGCUUUGCCGACAACAAGGCAUCAGCGUGCUUCGGCAAUCUUAGCCGCGGCGCAGUGCCGGGCAUGGUGCUCUCCAGCAACAUCCCCCAGGCCUUGGGCCUGCAGGGCGCGCUGGACAUCUACCUCACCGCCGGGCUCUCAGCGUGUGGCUGA